AUUUAUCGAAAAUUAAACUCAGUGUUAUUAGAGUACCCAUCUGAACUUAAUGCUGAAUCAUCAUAUCAUGGGCUUUGAUCAUAUGUAACAAAAUUGCUGUGACAUCAUCAUGCCGUGACACAAUGCUGUGAUAUCACUUUGUUGUGACAUCAUUAUAGUGAUUUUACGGACAUCUUGAGAUGUCGAUUGUGACAGUACAAAUAGGACAAUGUGGGAAUCAAGUCGGUGAACAGCUGUUCUCUACGAUCGCGGAGGACACUUAUGGCAAAUAUUCUGGAGUGGGAGUGAAGGACAAUGAGACGUACAAAACAGAGGUUGAGAAAUGUUUUUUUACCCUUUCUGAAAAGGGGCCUCCAAAAGCCAAGGCAGUGUUAGUCGAUAUGGAACCGAAAGUUAUAGCUCAAUGUAAAACAAAUGCUAAAAGAUCAGGUCUAUGGAGUUACAAUGACUCGUCAAGCUUUUGCCAAAAACGAGGCUCGGGUAACAAUUGGGCGCAUGGAUAUUUUAAACACGCUCAAAAUGCAUCGAUAAACGUAAUGGAGCUCUUAAGAAAGGAGGUAGAAAAGUGUGACCAUUUAGGAGGCUUUCUCGUUCUGAUGAGCUUAGCCGGAGGGACUGGAUCGGGUGUCGGAGCAUAUUUAUCACAAACAAUACGAGACGAAUUCCCUAACUCAUUCAUCGCAAAUCAAAUAGUUUGGCCAUAUAACACUGGAGAAGUGAUUGUACAAAACUACAAUGCAAUUCUGACCCUGUCGCAUCUUUACAAUUCAUCUGAUGCUAUAUUGAUUUUCGAAAAUGACCACAUGCAAAAGAUGUGUACACAGUUAAUGGGAAUCAAGAAUAUAUCGUUCAGAGACAUCAACAAGGUCAUAUGUCACCAUCUAGCAGGGGGUUUAUUACGUACUAAUGGAUUCCUCAACUGUAAUAGACUUAAAACCAAUCAUCUAGGUGAUGUCCUAGAGCACCUUGUAUCCCAUCCAGACUAUAAACUGCUUACAAUGCGUGCCAUACCUCUGAUGUCACAGCACUCAAAGGCCUACAGCUCCUACAAUUGGCCGGGACUUCUCAAGCAUCUCCGUCAAAUGUUAGUCGCAAAUGCUGCUAUGGAAGAAGGUAUUGACUGGAAUGUUAAAGUCAGUGAAGGUAAAUUCAGGACAUUCAACAAAUCUGUCGCCAAUUUAAUGUUCCUUCGAGGAAAAGACAUUGCAUCACCAGAUAUCUCAGCUUUCCAAGAUAGCCGACUCUACCCAGAUUGGAUUCCACCAGGAUGCGCUCUUGAAACAUGGACUCAACCACGCUGUUUUCAUCAGUAUGAAAAAGCGGCCAUAAUGCUUAGCAACAGCCAAUCACCUGUCGGGCCUUUGAAUCAUGUGAUCAGCAAAGCAUGGGGUAUGUUCUCAUCGAGAGCCUAUGUGCACCAGUACACAAAUCACGGAAUGGCGGAGGAAAAUUUUCUUGAUGCGUUUACAAGUUUGGAGCAAGUUUUGAAAAACUAUAAGGACCUUUGAUUGGCUAUACUGUCGAGGCAACAAGACUGAAAAACCAGAGAUUCUUGAAAGAUCACAAUAUGAUGAAGGGAUGUUGAUCUGUAUGAAAGACAAUCGAAAUUCAGAAACUGUGAUUUUACUCUGUUUUUGAGAACAGUAGGCCUUCGAUUGGGUAGAUCCGGGAC
Molecule: messenger RNA, 1672 nt
Organism: Owenia fusiformis
Lineage: Eukaryota; Metazoa; Annelida; Polychaeta; Sabellida; Oweniidae
Source: the annotation of a GenBank genome assembly